AUUUUAAGGUUUUGAGAUGUCAAGUUCUGGAGAAGAGCCGAAAGUUAAGCAGAAAAUUGAACCUAAAGAGUUAUACAAGCUACGUCAAGAGACGAGGGAUUUACCAAAGAAGAAAUUUAGUAGAAUCAAGCAUUUGCCGCCACUCGAUAAAGAGCCAGAUUACGUUAUCAAGACUAGGCCACCCAUGCUCGGAGAUUGGAGACUCAAUGCCGUCAGAGGUAUCAAGGAAAACGCCCUGCUUAAGGAAGCAGGGCCAAUUGCGAGUAGAAAAUGAUGGAAAGAAGGUGAAGCCUUCUCUGACUGCACUCUAGAGGCUGGCCUAGGAAGAGAAUAUAAAUGCAAAGAUCUCUUUGAAGAAUAUAAAGCUUGCUGAAAAUGGGAAACCCAAGUUGAAAUGGACAAGCUUCGGAGAGACACGAAGAGGCAUACAGAGUGGUGGUGGCUCUGCCUUUAUGAUGAACAUGGCGAGAUUGGAGAGCAAGCUAAGUUCAAGCCAAAUGAGCUUACUGGGUUUAAAUGGCUCAAGUUUUACUUCUAUAAUUUCUUAUAUGGGCCUCCUAAAGAGUCAAAAGAAGAUACUGAAAAACAUGAGGAGAGACUUAAGGAGCUAAAGAAGAAGCAGCAUACCAAUUUGGAGAAGACUCAACAACUUUUCUUACAGAAAUACCACUAUGAUGACGAUAUAGACCCUAGUCUAUUUGAGAUUUACACUGUUUAG
Moneuplotes crassus is the source of this 718-nucleotide messenger RNA. The record is from the annotation of a GenBank genome assembly. Lineage: Eukaryota; Ciliophora; Spirotrichea; Euplotida; Euplotidae.